Molecule: messenger RNA, 669 nt
Organism: Candidula unifasciata
Lineage: Eukaryota; Metazoa; Mollusca; Gastropoda; Stylommatophora; Geomitridae
Source: the annotation of a GenBank genome assembly
AUGGAAAGCAAGAAUUCGUCUGCCAGUUUGGCCAUUACCUCAGAUUCAUCGCUUCAGAAACUGUUGACUGUUGCCUCCUCAUUAGUGCUUUGCGGUUGUAUAGUUGCCAUGGUAACAAAAGUAGUUUUCUUCAAAGUGUUCCCGAAAAUUUGGAAGUGCUGCCUUUUGUCUCAGGAUGUGGCUUGUUUUCUUCUGAGUAUAGGGUUGCUUUUGGUGGCUUGUAAUCUGGGUGGCGCGAGAGGCUCAACGUGCAAAGCUGGAGGUUUCUUUGUUGUAUUUGGUUUUCUGGACUUCUUGUCUUCAAUUGCUAUAACCGGCAUCGCUCUUCUGAUUAUACAGAAUCCAACGAAGAUGUCGCAGCUGUCCACGUUCAGGUGGCGACUGUAUAUCAGUUUUCUCAUACCACAAAAGAUCCUGACGACUAUACUGGCAGCCAUUCCUGUAUCGUCUUUAGAAUACUUUGACACGGACUCUCCCUACACACUGGCAUGUUUCCCUGUUAGACAGGAAGGCAAACGCGGCGCUGCCUUUGGUGCAAUUCUCAUCUUUAUCUUGUGGGGGGUGAUGGUCGUUGCUGUGGUCCCUAGCGUGAUUCUGGCUGUCAGGUAUUGGGCGGGUUCUGGGACCAGGGUCCACGCCUCUACGCCGAGUCUUUGGCAGACGCAGAAG